AUGUCGUCCCCCAUUUUCGGGUUCUCCUCGCUGAGGAGAGGCCGGCCUUCGUCCAUUCGUUCUCAGGAUACCCAAGAAGACACCCCGGCCUCCAACCCCCCUUUCAGCCCCUUCACCCCUCCGCCGUCUGCCCAGAGCACCAGCAACGAUGGGAAGCUUCUCUCAUCCUCCCUGGGUUCCACGAGCCACCGUGGCCCCAUAAGAUCUUUUAUCCACGGAUCUGUACGGGAGCACUUAGCUCCUGUCGAUAGCGUACAGUCUGCCCUAUCCGUGCGCGAAGACACGGCAGAGCUAGCGAACUACUUCCUGUCUGUCAAGAAGACCGGCCGUAGCCCGUCCUUUCUCCAGGCACGUUCCCAGUCUUCAGUAGCCCGGCAGGACAGCCCGCUCUUGCCGCCUCCCGACGAGGACGAGGCCGGGGCAAGCGCGGCAAUUUCGUCUGAAACAAUACACGAAGAGUCAGAGCCCCCUUCGCCGGAUACUACCCACGAGGAGUUGGCCAUCGGAGGCCCCUCGAUGCUCACAACAAUGCUCAGGAGGUCGCCGCCUGACGAGAGGUAUCUAGCGGCCCCAAAGGAGGACCAGGUUCACGAGGACAGUGUUGUUGUUGACGACAGCGACGAUGAUUACGAGACAGUCAGUCGGGUCACAUCCUUUGAAGACAGACCUUGGCCGGCGUACCGAGACACAGCCGACGACGCCACCGACGCUUCGCCGUUGAUCACUGCCAGAUCUAGGGAAAGUCGGCACAGCUAUGGCACCGGCAACGGUGCGGGACGGGAACCGGACCUCGAAAGCCAGAAAAGGCGAUCCACCGAACGAUGGGUGGCCGGCGCGGGAGCCCGCUUGGCCGGCCUCUUCCGGACAGUUGGAGACCCGAAAAGCUGGGAUAGGCCGGCCCUCUGGCGGAAUAUGGUCCUUGCCCCCGUUGAAUGUCUCCCUGCUGUUAUAGUUGGGCUCCUCCUCAACAUUCUGGAUGCCCUAUCAUAUGGCAUGAUCCUCUUUCCCUUGGGGAGCCCUAUCUUUGCGAGCUUGGGGUCUGCCGGAAUCUCGAUAUUCUAUGUCAGCACCAUCAUCUCGCAGUUAACGUUCUCGGCUGGGAGCAUAUUCAAGGGAGGUGUUGGCUCUGAACUGAUUGAGGUAGUACCAUUUUUCCACAGUAUGGCUGCUACCAUUACCGACUUGGUCGGAGAAGACAAGCCUGAGGCGGUUAUCACCACUACAAUAACUUCAUAUGCAUUGAGCUCGAUGCUCACUGGCACCGUCUUCUUCUUGAUGGGCCACUUUAAAUUUGGCUACCUCGUGGGAUUUAUUCCUCGCCACAUUCUAAUCGGCUGUAUCGGCGGUGUUGGCUGGUUUCUCGUUGCCACGGGCUUCGAGGUGACGGCGCGAAUGGACGGGAGCUUCAACUACGAUCUCGACACCCUCAACCGACUCAUCCAACCAGACACGGUUCCGCUGUGGAUAAUACCUCUCACACUGGCCGUCAUCCUAUUUUACGGCCAGAUGAGAUUUACUUCUAAAUUCUUCCUUCCAUUAUUUAUCAUGGUCAUCCCCGCCAUCUUUUACUUUUUCGUGGUUGCUUUCGAUUCGUUAAAUACGGACGCACUGCGGAACAAUGGCUGGAUAUUCGAAGGGCCUCCCGCUGGGGAGCCUUGGUGGUAUUUCUACACACUAUACAAAUUUCAUCUCAUCGAGUGGACAGCCAUAGCACAAUGCAUCCCGGCGAUGCUUGCUCUGACCUUCUUCGGGAUCCUGCAUGUGCCUAUAAACGUCCCGGCCUUGGCUCUUAAUACCGGCGAGGACCAUGCGGACCUCGACCACGAGCUAAAGCUACACGGAUACUCAAACAUUUUAUCAGGACUUGCCGGUAGCAUCCAGAACUACCUGGUUUACGCCAAUUCUCUCUUCUUUAUGCGAUCGGGCGGUAAUACUCGGUUGGCUGGUGUGGAGCUGGCCUUCUUCACCAGCAUCUUCAUGGUGGUGGGCCCAUCGAUGAUUGGGUUCAUUCCCGUCAUGAUGGUUGGUGUCUUGAUUUUUGACCUCGGGUUCGAGUUGCUGCUCGAAGCGAUUUGGCAUCCGAGAAAGAAGCUGAAGUUGCUCGAAUACCUUACCGUUGUCGCCAUUGUUCUUAUUAUGGGCAUCUACGACUUUGUCGUUGGGAUUGGUGUCGGCAUUCUCCUCGCAUUUAUCUCGCUGAUAUUCCAGACAUCAAGAGUGUCGGCAGUUCGAGCGACCUAUUCCGGUGAAGCAGUAGGCUCGACUGUGAGAAGGAACCCGACACAACAGCACUAUCUCCGGCAGGUCGGCAGGCAGAUCAACAUCAUCAAACUAGCCGGUUACUUGUUCUUUGGGACAAUUGUCAGUGUGGAGGAUAAGAUCAGAGCCCUGAUUGCCGAAGAAGAGUUUAGCAGAAGCCCGAUCAAGUAUCUGAUCCUUGACCUCUGGCAGGUCACUGGGUUGGACUACUCGGCUGGCGAAGUUUUCAACACGAUUAGCCGCCUGCUCGACAGCAAGGGCAUCGAGCUUGUGCUGAGCGGCGUCAAUGCUCAGUGCUCCCUUGGCAGCAGUCUGAGGGCUGUUGGGCUCGGCGAGGAUGGAAUCGAGGUCAAGCUCCUGCCAGAACUUAACUCGGCACUGGAAUACUGCGAGAACGAGCUCCUAAAAACACUCUAUGCCAACCAGGAAACAAUACGCAAGCUACAUUCGGCGCCGACAAGUUACUUGGACGUACCUGGCCAGGUCCAGCCCAACCAGACAAUCGACCUGCUCGGGUCUUCGCCUCGGCGUGCCCACCUCCACGAGGCGGCACGCAAGUCACUGGGCCAAAUGGAAGGGAAGCAGGUUACGCGCUGGCAAAGCUUUAAGGAGCCUCUGAGGCUCAUGCUGCAGAUUUUCCGAGACGUGAGCGACAAGAACGAGGAUUUUUGGUUUCGAUCUGUCAAAUACUUUUCACAUAGCGAGUAUGUUGCCGGCACGGUCUUGUUUCGGCGUGGCGAACCUGCCGAGGGUUUUUACCUGCUGGAGUCGGGCAUCCUUCGUGCCGAAUACGACCUCCCGCAGGGGUGGCUAUUUGAGAGCAUUGUGGCCGGCACAACGUGCGGCGAGCUGCCAUUUUUCUCGGAGACGAACAGAACGGCCAAAUGCGUCGCGGAAAGGGACUGUGUCGUGUGGCAGCUGGACAGGGAGAACUGGGAGAAAAUGCAAAAGGAGGAGCCUGCGGCGGCGCAGGAGCUGCUUCGCAUCUCGCUGAAGUUGACAAGCGAGCGGCUGAGCGUAAUUACGUCUUAUACGUUGACGAUGGCUGGAUGA
Molecule: messenger RNA, 3312 nt
Organism: Lasiosphaeria miniovina
Lineage: Eukaryota; Fungi; Ascomycota; Sordariomycetes; Sordariales; Lasiosphaeriaceae
Product: sulfate transporter family-domain-containing protein
Exons: 5
Coding region: 1-3312 (1103 amino acids)
Cellular component (GO): membrane
Source: RefSeq, a predicted model, not a curated record